CAAGGAUUCACACUUAUAAAUCACUCAUGGGAGCACUUCAUUAAUAAACCAACAGGCAAACACCAAGAGACACAUAGAGCUUAACAAAGCUUAGCUUCAGCAUUGGAUAUGGAAAUUUGUAAUGCAACGACGGAGCGUGAGGCCCCAUGCUUAUCACAUGACCUGUUUGAAAAAGCCAUGAGAGGCCAAUGGACGGAAGUCGUGGAGAUUUACAAGGAAGACGAGGAAAGCCGAGUAGCGGUGCUGACGGCAUCUAGGGAUACGGCAUUGCAUUUAGCAGUGUCGGGUGGGAGAGCUAAGGAGGUGAAGCAGAUGGUGGAAAGCCUGGGCGAAAAGGUUUCGGAGAUUUUGUGGCUGAAAAACGCCAAAGGGAAUACAGCGCUACACACGGCGGCUGAGUUGGGAGAUGCGUACAUGUGCAAACGCAUAGCUUCGAAGGUUCCUGAUCUGAUUACUAACUGCAACGAACAGAAUGCGACACCUCUUUUCUUGGCAGCCCUUUUCGGCCACCAAGAAGCGUUUCUUUGCCUCCAUUUUCUUUGCAAAGGAAACCCCUUGGACGCUGGGAGUAGGAAGCCUAAUGGGGACACAUUUCUUCAUGUUGCACUUCAAGGGGAAUUCUUUAGUACGAUUUUUUUUUUCUUUUGGAUUAAGGAAAAUAUGAAGAUAAACUUAGUUGUAUGUUUGGCAUUUCAAAUCGUUCGCAAAUAUCCAGAGCUUGCCAAGGAUAGGAACGAAGAUGGAUUUACUCCCCUCCAUAUUUUAGCCACCAAGCCUAACGCAUUUAAAAGUAGUUGUCGGCUUGGACUGUUUGAUCGGAUUAUCUAUUGGUGCAAAACAGUGAAAGAAGUAAAGGAGAUAAAAAACGACCCCGAGGCUUACUUGAAAAGGUUUGAUGGAAGCAAAGAGCCUUGGUAUCCUGAAAAUUAUGGAACCUGUGCUCAUUUCUUUCACAUGCUAUUUGGUGUUGUCUUUUAUGGAUUGCCUUCAUUGCAAAACAUUAGGUCUACGAAAGUGAUCAGUGGCUUCCAAGCUGAUGAAGAGAAGGGUAGAAACAACAAUCAUGCUUUAGAAGAUAAAGGUGAAUCAAAAGACGAGGAAGAGGAAAAAUACAAUCUCAAGCAACGCUAUGUUCCACCCAAUUAUGCCUCAAUUAUCCUCUCUCUUGAGUUUUUCCUGAAUUUGCUGCUAAUAGUUUUGGGACAUGGGUUUCACAGAAUAAAGAAAAUCAUAAUAAAGAAAGAGAGACACACAGUUGCACUGCAAGUCAUGAAUGAAUUAGUGAAGACAGCUUGUCCAUACAAAUUUAGUGAAAGAGAGACUGACAUUCAUUUUGACCCUCGCAUUACGGGGGAGGCUCAAGGUGAGGAGGCUGAGACCGAUAAGAAGAAAGGUUGCUCCAUCAAGGAAGGGACAGUCACAGUAGCACCAAUGGAGAGCUUUCUUAAAGAAUACAGGAUAAUAGGGUCGGUGGAUUCUAAGAGCUCAAAGUACUCGGUGAAAAUGGCAUUUGAAAAGAACGUAAUUCAUAAACAAAAAGAGACAGAGACGCCUUUCUUGAUAGCAGCAAAGAUGGGAAUCACAGAAAUGGUGGAAAGUAUUUUAGAAAAGUUCCCUGUUUCUAUUCAGGACUUGGAUGCUGAUGGCAAAAACGUGUUGCUUUUAGCAGUGGAGAAUAGGCAAACGCAUACUUUUCAGUUCCUAAUCAACAGAGAAACCCCGUUGCAUGAAAGCAUUUUCCGAAAGUGGGAUCAUCAAGGGAACAAUGCAUUGCACCUUGCUGCCAAAUAUGGAGAAUAUCGUCCUUGGCUCAUUCCAGGAUCUGCUUUACAAAUGCAAUGGGAGCUCAAGUGGUAUAAGUUUGUCAAGCGAUCCAUUUCAAAGCAUUUGCCUAUUCAUUACAAGUACAACAAGAAGAAUCAAACCCCAAAGCAAAUCUUCACGGAGACACACAAAUUGCUUGUCAAAGACGGCAGCGCAUGGCUCACGAAAACCUCCGAAUCUUGCUCACUUGUAGCAGCAUUGAUAGCCACAGUAGCAUUUGCAACAUCAGCAACUAUCCCAGGUGGAGUUAAGGAAACCUCUGGCACACCAGUUCUCGCGGAUGAGCCCGCAUUCUCCGUGUUUUGCAUUGCAUCCUUAAUAGCCCUUUGCUUCUCCGUGACAGCCCUGGUAUUUUUCCUAGCAAUCCUGACUUCCCGAUUCGAAGAGAAAGAUUUUGCUUGUAAAUUGCCUUGGAGACUCAUUAUCGGCCUAACAGCAUUGUUCACUUCAAUAACUGCAAUACUAGUCUCAUUUUGUGCAGGCCAUUUCUUCGAACUUAAAGAUAGGCUAAAGUUUGCAGCUUUACCGAUUUACAUAGUAACAUGUUUGCCUGUUUCCUUCUUUGCACUUGCACAGUUGCCCCUCUACUUCGAUCUUUUACGAGCAAUCAUCAAGGAUAUCCCACAGCGUAGUUAUAAGGAGUUUACUCAAUAACUAAAUUGCUUAGCAUUUUUCAUGUUUAUCAUCAACUUCAUUGGGUGUUUCUUAAAAGAUAUAGUAUAAUAAAUUUUGAUAUGUAUGCUACUGCUUUCUUGUAAUGUUACCAAAUUGAAUUCAAUACGAAUAAACCGAACUUUUUGAAGUUUCCUAAUAUAUUUAGAAAUGUUUUCAUAUCAGAUCUCCGGAUCUAAUAGAAGCAUUUACAGAUAUUUUAGAGAAAAUAAAGAACUCGAAUAAUUCUAGAACCUGACAACAUUCACAGACACACAAACAUGGGGAAUUGGCAAACUGCAUGGCACAUUACUAAAAUCCGACACUAGAGUUUACUUACUGAUUACGGCGUUGCAGAUCAACAG
Messenger RNA from Gossypium arboreum, 2840 nucleotides. RefSeq lists its product as uncharacterized. NCBI's taxonomy places the organism in Eukaryota, Viridiplantae, Streptophyta, Magnoliopsida, Malvales, Malvaceae. The transcript is spliced from 8 exons. The coding region runs from base 109 to 2478 and encodes 789 amino acids. The record is from RefSeq and is a predicted model, not a curated record. Gene Ontology annotation, molecular function: protein binding.